Molecule: messenger RNA, 25182 nt
Organism: Schistosoma haematobium
Lineage: Eukaryota; Metazoa; Platyhelminthes; Trematoda; Strigeidida; Schistosomatidae
Exons: 27
Coding region: 8114-11035 (973 amino acids)
Biological process (GO): regulation of transcription by RNA polymerase II
Cellular component (GO): nucleus
Molecular function (GO): double-stranded DNA binding; transcription coregulator activity; protein binding
Source: RefSeq, a predicted model, not a curated record
UUUUCUGCUGACUUGACAGUUGGGGUGCGGUUUUCAAGUAAAAUGACACUAGAAUGACUAAAGAAGACGGCACAGGUCAAGCUAUUGUGGAUGAAGUCACUAACGACUCUCCUCAGCUUAAAGGAGAAUCCCCACCUAAAAUAUCAGAUGCUAUAAUUCUAAAGCCUGCUAAAGGUAAUGUACAUUUCAAAAUACUGGUACCUUCAAUUGCUGCUGGUGCAAUCAUCGGGAAAGGAGGUGAAGCAAUAACAGAAAUCCAAAACCAAACUUCAGCGAAAGUAAAAAUGUCCAAAGCUAAUGCCUUUUAUCCCGGAACAACUGAGCGAGUUUGUUUAAUUGUUGGAACCAUCGAGAGUAUAUUACGUGUUUUUCAGUAUAUUUCCGAGAAAAUAUACGAAAAACCAGAAUCUGUACCGAAAACAGGUAGUGAAGGACGAGUACUUACUGAGAGACAUAAACAAGUCAAGAUUUUGGUCCCUAACAGCACAGCUGGAAUGAUAAUAGGAAAGGGUGGUAGCUUUAUCAAGGAGUUGAAGGAUACAACUGGGGUAUUCAUUCAAGUAUCUCAGAAGUCUAAGGAGCUUAACUUGGCUGAAAGAUGCGUUACUGUCGCAGGUGAACUCUCGCAAACACGCGAUGCUGUAGCAUUGAUUUUAAGCAAGAUUGCUGAGGAUCCCCAAUCGUCCAGCUGUCCAAAUAUAUCUUACUCCGAGAUAAUCGGACCAGUAGCAAGUGCUUAUCCCACCGGCUCACCUUAUGCUUUAGCAGUUGGCUCGCAUCCAGGAUUACCUGCAUGCGGAAUGGGUUUUGGUUCAGAUAUGCAUUUCAGAGCAGCAUCAGGCUCAAAUUCCAGCUUUUCACCUCCUCAUAUUAAUUCUCUUUCGCCUGUAAGCCCAACUACCUCGAAUCCAGCUUCUGGAUCCAUUUUCGGCGGAAGUUCCUCUCCAGCUGUUGCUGCUGCUAUGGCUGCUAUGAGUGCAGUUGCUGCCUGUUCUCCAAACGCCAAGUCAUCGUCUGCAUUAGUUCCAAAUGGUGGUCGAGCAUUGAUGGGUCGUGGUGUGGCUAGUACACAUUCAAGUAACCACCAAACUAUUACUCAUUCCCCUCAUAGCCUUUUAGGAUCUGUCGCGACACAUUAUAAUGCUAGGAUUUCGCCGACUUAUGGACCACCCAGACCUAUCUCUUCACCUAAUUCUGGUAUGGGUCUUGAGGGGAUACGUAGUGUUUUAAAAAGUGCUGGGUAUUCUGACGUAGCAACAGACGAGAUUGCUAAUGCCAUGGAUGUAUUGAGCCUAUAUGGUUUUAUUUCGAUGUCCAGCUUAACUGGAUGCAUUAAUUCUUCACCGAUGAUUAAUUCAUCUUCAAACAAUCAUUUUACUGUAAAUUCCAAUACGUUAAGUGGAUUAGGCAAAUCAUUUACGAACCUUGACUCGGGUGGUCAGCAAUCUCCAGUUUUGUCAAACAGUUUUCAUUCUAACGAUCUUUCAUUGCACAACUUUCGAAAUCUUGCGGCAGCAUCCAUACAGAAUUGUGUCCCUUCUCAACCCAGUCAGAUCUACACGCAUAGGCGAUCUUCGUUCUCUUCGUACCAACCUGUUAGUAUGAAUUCACACGCACGCGCAAAUCAUUUAACCGUUACAACGUGCAACAGUAUUAACAAUAAUAUUGAGGUCAUUCCAGUAAUUAAAGAGUUGAACGUACAGGACUCACUUUGCGCCUCAUCUGAUCCGACGGUUCGUGGAUCGGUAGAAAGCCAUAAUUUAGAUAUAACCACAGGUUUAUAUUCUAUUACUUCAUGUGAAAGAUUAAAUCCGAAAAGUUCCACCCAGUCUCCUGUUCUGGGGAUUCGAGCUGUAUCUCCUAUAUCCAAUAUUUCAAUACCACUUAAACGGAAUGGUGUGGUCACUGAUAGUUCUGCUAAUGGUUUAAUACCUCGCCGAGUUUCGGAUGGGAGUGUAGGUGAAGAGCAUAAUAAAAAGAACGGAAUUUGUUGUAGUACAGCUUCCAUAAAUAAUGACACUAGUCGAACGAAUAGUUUAUGGAAUUUAUAACAUUUAUAGGCAUCUAACUUUGUGUGUGUAAAUGUUUCUGUGGCACUUAACCUUGAAUUUAUUACUACUUGGUUUAUACUAUACUCACUAAAAAAAUACCUCGACUCCAUUGUCUUUGUUGUCAUUGCAUCAUCACUCACUUAUCUUAAUGUAAAAUUUAACUUGCUUUUUCUCUCAACGCACAUCCUCAUCUACAUUAUGACUAUUCGGCUUUGCAAUUCAAAAAUAAUUGUGAGUAGUACUUUUUUAUUUCGUGUUUUUAUUUUGGUUUAGAUUUUCCCGUUUUUCUUGUCUUUCCAAUUAUUAAUAUUGCUAUAUUAUUUCAACGUAUUGUUGUUCGUGUGCCUUCUACAAAGGAGAAUAAGAAUUUUAAGUCACAGAGUUGUUAUAUCUCUUUCUUUAUAUAUGGAACCAUGUGUUGUGCCAUGUUUUGUCUUCAUUUUUGACGUGACGUUCAUCAUUAUUAUCGUCAUCGUUUUUUUACUACGUUUGCUCAUCCUUUAUUCUUCACAGUUAAAUAAGAUAAUAGGAAACUCGACCAUUCGUAUUUACGACAUUCACAUUCAUAUUUAAAUAAUUCCACGUAAUCAUCAUACAAAUGAAACAAAUGCACCCAUUUCAUUGUGAACCCAAAGCUACCUAUAGAUGUCAUUUUUUUUCAUUUGUUGUCAGUUAUUUCAGUCAUAUUUUUAUGUCGGACCGGUCGUACCAAACGUUCGCUUGUCUUCCUUAUAGUCUUUCUCUCCGACUGACUUUAGUUAAUGUUGUGUUUGAUAUUAUUUAUUAUUACUACUAUUAUUAUGUACCUGCUUACUUCAUCCAGAAUGAUUUUUGUGAUUUAUUCUUGACUUGAGUUUCAUAGUUAUCAUCCUUUGUCACCCGUUGCACCUUUUUGCUUGGAAUUAUCCUGGAAAUGUACUAAUCUUUCAUAUUCAUCCAUAUUGCGAUUUUCCAGUGCCUCGAUACACAAACAAACCAUAAUAUAAACACAUCCAACUUAGUUUUAUUUUAUUGCGUGUAUAAACUAAAAAGUAUUCAAAUUUAUUCAAAAUCUGCCUUCAGAACACAUCAUCUCAAAACUAAAUUCAUCUUUGCUUUCUCAAAUAGCCUGUGAUAUUGUAUCUGUCAUUUUUCUGAGGUCUUCCGACUUCUGCAAAGCUAUGUAACUUUUUUAUGACAUGAACAAGAUUCUCUUAUUUAUGACAGACAUCAACGCCACUUUCAAAGCGUUUUCAAAGUAAGUAUCAUGGAAUUCAUACGUGUUAGUUUGCAUACGUCACGAAAUCAUACAUAUUUAAAAUUUCAUGCACAUUGUUCGGUUGGAGGUUUUUUUCUAAGUACAUUGCUAUUGAUCCCCUAAUAUCAUUACUAUUUAUUCGAGAUACUUUAACGUCACCUCUUACCGUUUGGAUGUUACACUCAUAUUUGUUUCUUCCGUCUUAAUUUUUUCCUGUUCCUUUCUCUGUCCACCUCGUUAUUCAGUUUCAUCCCUUUACUUCACUAACCACUAGUUGUCUUAAACUUUCCAACUGUUUUUGCUUGUUUGUUAUGCUUCUGCUUGUUCGCUUUCGAAAUCUAAAACUCAAUCUAUUUUCGAAAUUAUGAUAGAUGAUUUCCAGUUUGUUUCAUCCUUUUUUUUAAUUGCAUCGCCAGUUAUUCACUAUCACGGUUUUCUUCGAUUCAUUUAAGUGUCGAGUUUUGUAUGGAAUACAUGAUAUGCAUCGCACUUCACCAUUGGCUUUUGUUUUUCUUUUGACCUCGUUUAUGAACAAGUUAAUGUAGUUGUUGUUGAUGCUCUAAAACAAAUAGUUGAGUAUUGUGACCUAUUGUCGUUUGUCUCGAUAGCUAAAGCUAUAAUUACAUUCUCAAGAUUGGUUUUAGGUCAAGCGUUUCACCGAGAUUCCAGUUACUGCUGUUUGAAGUACCAUUUCAAAUUUUAAGAAUAGUCAUUUUUACUCAGGUUUCCUAAGCAUUGUUUCUAUCUGAAUCAUGCGAGAAGUUACUUUGGGUCUUUUGAUGUCAAAAAUAUCUAUUUGAGAAUAAAUCUAUGGAUGAAAAGUGAUUUCGAUCUCAAACUAGAGGUUAAAAAAACCAAGCGACGAAAACACAAAAUGUUGCUUCUUGACAACUAUCCCAUAAAAUCUACGAGAAAUUUCCAUGCUGAUAAUAGCAGAUUUUAAGAAAUAUCCUUAAAUGGAAGCAUCAAGAAAGAUAGUAAUAAUACAAAGUAAAAAAACAAAUGUAUUAUCUCGUUAAGUGCAUCUAGAAUUCCCAAACUUGUAUUGAUAGUUCGCUGUUCAUAAUCAAUCUAUGCUAUUUUAAAUAAAAACAGUAGCAAGUUGAUUUCUCUGGUGAACGUUUGACUAGAAUCUAACAAUUGUAUACUAGGUUAUGCUCUGAUGGCUCUCACUUUUCAUUUCCGAUUGGAAUAAAAGUCCCUGUUUCUCCAUCACGAACAACUUCACUUGGCUGGUAGAACUGACCAUGCAUUGCUAUGAAAAUUCCUGGCUUCUUUGACAUUAUCAGUCCACCAAUUGCAAAUGCUACGUUGAAGUCGGCAUCUGUAUUUUUGAAUACACCGGGUCGAAAAGCACCUAGAUCGAAAAGUUGUGGAUUUUAGUAACGUAAAUCGAGUUAAGAAAUUUUAAAUUACCUUUUAAAAACUCGAAGACUAAAUCAAGUGAAGAGUAUACAAAUGGGACUUCUUGAGAAUUAAUAUGACUGGGUUUUGUCGCUUGUUUCUUUUACAAUGCUACUAGAGAAUUAAGUUUGUAUGGGUUUUACACUUCACUCAUGUUGUCAAUUCACCAGUACUGCUCUCCAGCACUGAUUAGGUUUACUUAAAUUAAUGCAGUUUAAGCGAACAAACUACAGAUCUCAAUAAAUGUGAUUCUACAAACGAAAUGGUAGUUUAUUUCUUAUGAUUAGCAGUCACUCUGCAAAUAACUCGAUGUAUAUAUAUAUAUUUGAAACAGCACAACAGUAUGAUUGGUACUGUUAUUAUUUGUUGUUCUCUCUAGAUAUCUUAUAGACUUUAUUUUACUGAUGAUAGUGGGGCGAUUAUAGGGGAUGUACAUUUUUGUCAAAUCAUGACUGAAGUGACCAUAUUGGUGGAAAAUCAAGAGACAUCGCAUGUGAAAUUGAUAUACCACAUUAGUACACUUGUUUAAGUUAUUAAAAUAACUGAUCUUAAAUCCAAUGCAAUCUAUAAUUAACAGUUCAGUUAUCAAAGAAGAGAAAUUUAAAAUUACUAUUCCUAAGAGAUGAGCCAUUUAGCAAAAUGAGAAGAAAUCUCAACGCCUUAGAUACCAGUGAGCACGUAUGAUUUUAAAAAAAUAAUAAAUGUCAGCUACUACCCUGCAUUUAAAUCACACUUUGACACUACAUACUUGUAUGGAUAAUGAACAGAUAAGGUAUGAUGUCAAUAUGUAUCGUCACUUUUAAACGAAAGAAUUACAUUGCAGAAGCUUGAAUUAUAUAUAUAGUACCCAGUUAUUAUUCCGAUCUACUAACAAAUGCGACGAAUGUUUAGAAAAUCUUACUCUGUUAGCUUGUCGAUUUGUAACAUAAUAUAAACAGGUCCUAUCUCGUACAUGAGGUAUGACUGUAUGGUUCAAAAUCUGAACAAAUUAUUUAACGUUUGUGGUGUUUUCGAAGACUUAUCCCUCAAUGUGACAUCGAGUACAUCCUUCCUUUUAGCAGCACAUUGUUGAUGAAGGCACUCAUUCUCAUUAAUAUAAAUAUGAAUCACAACGCCAAGUACAAAACCGUAAUUGCUAGGUAAACUUCAUCAUCCAUAGCAAAAAGACAUUACAUUCUAUGAAUAUGAGUAAAUAAGGGUUGCAAAUCAUGAAUGUUCAUCAUAUUGAUGUCCUUUUCUCACAUUAGAAUGAAAAUCAUAUUUUUGUGCUAAUAAUUACUAUAAUGAUUAUAUUCUAGCAAACUUAAAUAGAAUCUGAAGUUGAUAAGGGUCACUAACUGAAACACAAUCCCUGAAUAACUUUAUAUAUCACGCACAUGUCAAAAAUCACUUGUUUGCAGAAAAAUGAAACAUUCUCCAAGUCAAUCAACGGAGAAAAUCUUCUCAAUACGUUCGUCAAAAAAUAAACUAGACAAUGUACCUGUUAUCACAAUACAUUUGUUUUUAAGCUUCUCUUCAUAAUUAGUUAAAUACUGUGCAGUUUCAAUCAUUGUAUCCGUUCCAUGAGUGAUAAGUAUCUUCAAUAACCAGAAAAAUUAAUAACUGCUUAUUUGGAUGUCACCUUCUCAAACUGAGUAUCAAUCAAUAAAUUAAUAAGUUCGGAUCUAUCUUCCAUUGAGAUUUCUAAGCUAUCCUUUAAAAAUGGUUUGGUGAGUUGAAAUUUUAUGUAAUCCGGCAAUGUAUAUCUACUGCAAAUCUCCAUGGCAUAACUAUUGCCGAUUUCAAAGGCAUAACCCCCAAUAUUUUUAGGAUAACACUUAUCUAUUGUACCUGGAAGCGUAUCAGUUACAAGUUAAUUUAACUUCACCUCCUGUUUGAACAAUCAAAAUCUCCAUUUUUGAGUUUAAUAUUAAGAAAAUGACUUAAAUUAACAAUUAAAUCAAUAUGAACUGUGAUCACUAUGUCAUUCAGCCAAUCUCAAAUUUGAUGGAUCGUAUAAACACUAAUCACAAUCAUUUAAAUUAUGGGCUAAACAAUUUAUUCACUGAUUAGAGCUCAUGAAUUCACUUCAUUUAAAUUAAAGUACUAUUCCCACUAAACAUCAAGAUGAAAGUUGUUUAUAUCAUUCGAAAAUUAACGGUUAACUUUAUUUUUCAAUUAUUUGUUAAUUCCAUAACACUAUAUGCUAUAUACGGACAGAUUCAAAUGGAGUUAACUGAUUCGAGUGGAAUGAAUUCUGGGAUGGGAUAUACUAAUGUCGUGCCUGGUGAUUCUAUCCAAGUUACUCAAAUGGGUCCAAAUGCAAUAACUACAUCUGAUUCAUCUCAAGUACCAACACCUGUUCAAAGUACAGUUUCUGUAAGUGCAGAAAAUGCAGGGGGUGAAGAUUUUGCAGCUGGAACUCGAAACUCAAAUAUCCAACCAGCAUCUUCAGUUGUUGGAAUCUUCCCAUCAUAUCGUCCGCAAUAUGGAUUUCCAGGUUAUUUUCCUACUGUUCCCCCAGGGAAAGGAAUUGUACCCGGUAUCAACUCACCAUCAGACAACAUAAUUGUUGCUUCUUUCCCUGGGGGUACUCCAUCUGUCACACAGCCAGGAAAUGCUGGAUUUCCAGGUGGAGUUUUACCAGUUACACCAGGAGUAAAAUCAGGGUCUUCAGUUUCUACAACUGCCACACUUACUCAGCAAACUGUAGAAUCUGUUUUGUCAUACCUAGCCUUACAUCAUCCGGAAAUAUUUCGUAAAUAUUUAUAUCCUAAGCCCUACCAAAGGCCGUACAUCGGUAGUUAUGUUCCAAGAUGGUUGAGAGAAAUUCCACCUCCGUACAAAUAUGGUGAUGAUGGAGUUAACCAGCCAUAUGGGGACGCCUAUCAACCUGAUCCUUAUGAUUACUAUGAUCCAGUUGAUUCAGACCUACACUAUUGGCCAAGAAGAAAGAAACCAUUGGGUGGGCUAAGACGUAGGAGACGAUACAACAUAUAUAGACGUUUUACCUAAAAACAAAUUUAGUAGUACUUUUUGAGCGUAUACUUUAAAAUAUGUGCACAAUAAAACCGCUGUAUUCAGUGUACUCGCUACUCGUUGCGUUACUGCAGUUGACUCGUUUUCUUCUCUUCCCCUCAUGGCUAUAAUUGCUUUUAUGUUUCUCCGCACUUUUCGUUCUGUUUUGUGUCUGUGAAUAUGUGUUUUGUCUUUUAAUUCUUGCUGGGCGGUGUAAAAUUUGUUGGUUCUUUUUGCACUUCUAUUUAUCAAGUUAGUCAGUCCUAGAUUUGGUUCAAUAUUCGUUGGGAUCAUUACCCAUAGGUGCUAUAUAUGGUCACAUAUUUUUGUGACUAUCGUUUAUUUACUUAUCGCUAUCAAUCUAUUUAUUCACCUGGAGAAACGAUUGGAUUACAUUUUUAUUGUAAAAAAUGGAUUUUUCCACAUGAAAAGUCAAUCUAGUGAAUUUUCACCAGAUUAUCUGCCAAUCAGUUAUAAUAACAUUCAUAAAAGUAGUGUUCCUGCUAUUAACACUACACAUCAUGGUGACAAUAACAGCAGUAAUAGUAAUAAUAACGUUUUAGCAUUUAAUCAAUGUUCAUCCGAUAUUCCACAACCUUUAAGCAAUCUUGUGAUUCCUUCAGUUUGUAUAGCACGUAAACUUAUUUGGUGCAAUCAAAAGGAAGUUGCUGAGCUUUUGCUAGGAGCAUGUGUACACCCCAACUGGCUUUCAUCAGUUAUUCAAGUUCGUCCUAGAAAUGGUUCUAUUAUUUUUUAUCGACGAGAAUUGGCCACCGUAGCACGUAAACAAGAUGGUUAUUUAUGGAAAAAGAAACCAAAUCGACGUACUACUAAAGAAGUUCACAUGGUCCUUAAAGUUCAAGGGAUCGAGUGUAUUAUCGCCAACUAUGCACAUUCCGCUUUAAUCUCUACGUUUCAUCGACGAACCUAUUCAUUAAGAUUUAAUCCUUCUAUUGUAUUAUUUCAUUAUUUGAAUGUACCCUUAUUAACUCAUGAGAAUAAACUUUGUUUACCAUUACCUAAUCUAAGUGAAAAUGAUCGUAAUGAAUUAACUUAUGCUCAACUUGUUGAACAGUUAGUGAAUAUGUUUAAUAAUUUCCCAAAACAUAUCAUGAAGCCUGGUGUUGACCAAAUUCUAAAUUUCGAUUUAAAUUUCUCUAAUUUAAUUCACAUUCUGAGUGAUCAUAUUUGGAAUUCAUCAGUGAAUCCGAAUUCCCCUCCAUCAUCGUCAUUAUCAUUUCUAUCUGAUAAUUCAUAUAGAAACAUAACAAGUAGCAGUGUUGUGAAGAGUAUGUCUUCACUACAAUCUGAUAUAAAUCAUCGUCAUCAUCAUCAUCAUCCGCACACAGCUGUAUUUCUCCUUAUCACGCCCAAAUUAAAUGAUAAUUAUCAGACAAAUUUGGAAUUAGUCUUUUCGAAUAACAAGUCGUCUUGUCGAACAAAUCCUCAUACGCGAAAUAUUCGCGGGUAUCAGUUUUCAGAUAUAAUUAAUAACAAUAAUAAUGAAAAUAAUGAUGAUUACAUUCCAUUCAUAUUCUCUUCUUCAAAACCAAUAAAUAGAUAUUGUCAAAACAAUGAAACUUCUAAUUAUGAUAAUAACAAUAAUAUUAACUCAAACAAUAAUGAUAGUAAUCCAGACAGAGAAGUAGAGGCAAUUUCUUCUGUGAACCAGUUAUUGUUUCCUAAUGAUAAUAAUAAUAGUGUAGAAUCUAAUAAUUUGCUAUCUGAUGUUGUAAUUAAUUGGGCUAAUGAUUAUCCCUGUUCAUUAUCACUAACAAUGAAUAACUUUGAAAAUUUUAAUACAACAAAAAGCAUCGAGUCAAAUGAUAGUCCUGAUCAUCAAAAUGUCAAUGAUGUUGUUAAUCAUAAUCAUCAGUAUGUUAAUACUGAUGGUAGCACACAUUCCAAUGAUAACAUCAUCACUACUUCUACUACUACUGCUAAUAAUGGUAAUAAUGAUUAUUUUCAUAUUAAUGAAGAAGAAGAAGAAGUAGUAGUAGUAGAAGAUCCAACUAGAAUAACACCCAUUGAAAUAGGUUAUUCUGAUGAAUUAAUAAAUUUCACUGAUUUAAUCAUCACAUCAACAUCAACACCUUCACCAUUUAUCUCAACUUAUACUGAUGAAGACUUAGGACUUUUAUCAAAUGAAUUAAUUACUGAUAAUAAUCUACUUGGAAAUGAUUUUACAGCGAUAACAACCACAACAACUGCAAUAAAACCCACUAGCAAAAUAAUCAAUAAUGACUGUAAUGAUUGUUGCUGUGUAACAGAACAGCAUCAAUCUAAUCAUAAAUUCUUUUCAAAAGAACAUGUUUCCAGUGAGUUGUCGUCUAGUAAUUUCAAUGUUCAUACAAUAACUAAUAAUAGUAGAUAUGCUGUACAAAUUAAUCAUGUUAAUAUUGAUAAAGAAGUGAUAAAAAACAAUCGGUUCAAUAAUCCUAUCAGUGAAAUUGAUGAUAAUUUGAAUCUUGAAACUUGUAAGAAUAUCUACUCAGCCAAUCAUCGUUUACCUCUGAUAACAAAUGUGUAUGAACCUGAAAAAAACGAAAGUUUUGAAAGCGCACAAUUUAAUUGCCAGCAAGAUGAUGCUGCUUGUAAUCCAUUCAUAUCUGAUGGAGGAUACUCAGAGUACAGUUUUGGUCGGUGCAGUAAUAUAGAUUUGCUCAAAUUAAAGCUCUCAGAUGAUCUAUUACGUUGGAUAGUGUUUAUUCGCUUUAGUUCAUUAGCACCGGGUAUUCAUUUAUACAUUGACAUUGAAGAUGAAUUCAUUUUAUUACCAAAUCAUAAAUCUAGAAUAUUUAGCAAGUCAUUUGAUGAAUCUAAUUAUAAUAGUACAUCAAUUACGUCGAAACAUAUGGAUGAUAUACAUUCUGACAAUGUUUCGAAUUCAAUGCCUAUAAAUUAUUUAACAAAUAACUUUGAUGAAUAUCCUAAGUUGAAUAUACCACUACGACAUGACCAGUGUGCAGAUAAAUUGGAAAUGUAUUUAAUUCUACAACUAGUCGAAUGGAUGAAGAAAACAGAUAAUAUUAGUAAUAAUAAUAGUGAUAGAACAAAUCAAAGUUCUGUCAGUUACUUAUUAGAAGCUGAAAAUGAAUUUGAUGAGUUUAAUAUUCAACAAUUACAAGAACAAAUGACUUCAUUGAAGAUAGAUAUUUCUCUUUUAAGUUGUGCAGCUGCUUUGGGGUUGCUUUGUUUUAGAAUAGAUUUUUGUGUUUGGAAAACGUUCAUGUUAAUUGCUUAUUCACGUAACACUAUGUUAGGAUUUGUACAUUUGAACUCUGUUAGGAAGUUUCUCUAUAUGAUUAUCACUGAAACUAAGGAAAACCAAAGAAAGUAUAGGUAAUAUAUUUGUGCAGUCAUCUAUCUUUUCAAAAAAUAAAUAAAUUCUGGACUUUAACGCAUUUAUUUAUGUCUUCUUAAUGUGUUUAAUCAAACUUGUGGAAGAUCAUCAGUUUUGACGUCAUAUUUAGACGUUUUCAUAUUGGGAAGUCUCACGUAAUCACAUACAAAUUGUUUGGCUUGUUUUUACAUAUACUAAUUUUGAAGUGAAUGAUUCUUAGCGUUAGCACUCUAGAAGUUAAAAAGCCAAUAUCUGAAGUGUACACACUGCUUAAGCGUGAUGGUCAGAGACGAAAGAUCGAAUAACCUGAGAGUGAGGCAUCUGAAAAGUUACGUAGCAGAUCCAAACUGUAACUGAAAAGUACAUACAAGAAAUUGGCUUAGGUAACUUUGUUAUAGAGGAAAUGAAAGAUAGACUACCAGCAAGUUGAAUAGACAAUCCAAGCAAUGUCAAAAUUAACCAGAAUGAAAAAGCAAAACCACAAAUCGAGAAAGGAAAGCUCAUAUACAAAUACCUCAAUGAAAACUGCAAUCGACUAUUUUCUACCUUUAAAGAAAUGAAUAGACACCCAAAAAUACGAUCACAGACUGACCAAAACACCACCAGAUCAAAAAUAUACAAGACUGCAGGAUGGGUAACACGACACAUACAAUCAUGUGAUCCACAACAUAAACAAAGUACACCAAUCACACAUACUAAAAAUCAUACGAACACCAGCUCACAAAGCACCUCAACUGACUAACACCACUACUCUUUCAAAGACUGUAAAAAGACUUCCAACCCUCAAAGGUUUAAUCAAUCACUUUUUUGUAGUACAUAGAUUAUAAGCAAUCACAGGACAGGAAAUAAAACCGAAAACGGAAAAAUUCACUGCAGAAACAACUUUUAAGCCUAGGCAGUCGUGCUGCGCUUCCAUGUGUGCUUCUUCAGAAGUCCCGACCGAAUUCACUAACUAUAUUUGGUCAGAAAGGGUACCUUGAGUAUUUACUCUUGAGUUUUCAAAGACCUGUUAAAAUUAAUUGACUUACCUUCCCUUUUAGACACCCUUACAUGAUAGUGCUUGCGUUUAGAAUCGCAUUGUGUAUGAGGUCGAAAUAACCUACUGCAAAAGAUCAAGUAAAGUUGGUCGAUGCCCAUCGAGCUAGUCCUAAGUAUUAGUCUUUCCUUUAUGCAUCCUGAGAUCAGGUACCUAGUGGACCCGGUUAAAUAAAGGAUCCUUCUCGGAAUUUUUCAAGAUCUCUGCUGCUACAUACCAUUUGAAUUAUAUUUUCAUAAACAAAAGCUUUUUCAGUACUGUAAAGUUAUUUUCCCCUUGAUAUUUUUGUUUCAGCCUGCUGUUAGUUACCUUUCGAAUAUUCAUGCAAUUAAGAAGAGAUAACGUAACGGCACUACUCUUCUGUCUUAAAAAUUGCAGUAACUAAUAUUGUAAAGGGUGUAAGCUACUAUGGAUUCGAAUGCCGUCAAUCUUAAACCAAGAUUUUACUGUUAACAGUUCGAACAAAAGACUUUCCUUUAUAAACCAAGAGCUCCUUUAAUUAAUGGUGGUUUAAAUGGCUUGAAAUUAAGCUUCCAUGUAGGUUAGUUCCUAUAGAUUCAUAGCGCUUACUAUCAUACAUCUAUUCAAGUGCAAAAUAUCAUACGUUGUUAUCAUGCACCAGUAUAUAAUGAUAGUCGAAAUUCCUAAAGCUCUAAUGUAUCUUAAUUUUUCAAUCUGAAGCAACGCUAAUUUUUUAGAUCUCUAUAACUAUUCAUUAUUAAAAUAGUAUGUAUGUGUUAGAAUAUUAAUGCGAAUUAUGAUGAGGAAAUUAAAUACGUAAUUUUUGUAAAUUAUGUAUAUGAUUAUGUAGUUGUUCGCAAAAUAGGGAUAUUUAAUUGUAAAAUUAAGUUGAGUAAAGUUGAAUACAAUUAAGAUCAAGAUCAUGUAAUGUGUUUAAUAAUAAAGAAGUAUAAUAUGGAAAAUCUAGACUUAAGUCUGAAUAUUUAUAAACAUUACAAUCAAGUUAAGGCAAAUCAUAUAACAAGUAAUUGUGAUCAUAGAAUACGUCCUAUGAUUCUUACCAUACCUUAGUUACUUGUAAAACCCUGGAAGUAAAGACGAGAUUUGUCUCGGAAUACGAUACUAUCAGGGUGAAUAACAUGAGCCUUAUGAGAAUUUUCAUCUAUGUUUGAAAGAAUAGUUUAAAAAAAUUUCAGUUGAAAAUUAAUGGAAGGCGUUAAAAGGAAACUGUUUUCGUGAACUUCUCAGAAAUUGAAAUUAAAAUAAGUCCAACAUCUCUCGCAACAAUCUGGCCCGAGCAUCUCUAGAGAAAUAUUCAUAAAUCACAAUAAUCGAUUAUGAGUAGGCUUCCAAAACAACUGUUCAGCUAAACCAUUGUCCAAUCAUUUUUAAGUUGUUGAGUUCGGGACUUAUUAAAGUGCAAAUGUGAAUGCGAGUUAUUGGUGUGAAAUGUAGUGAGAAUAGUAAUAACUGAAAAAGAAGAAAUAUGUUUAUACGUGUGCGGAUCAUGUGUGAAUAAAUCAUAGACUAAAUACAUAACUUUAAGCCGUGGUCGUGAAUGAUAGUAUUCAAUCCAUAAGUCAUAAAACUAGUUGAACAUACCUCAAACUAUUGAACACUAAUUAUUUGUAUACCAUAUACUUGAAGAGCAUCGGUGUGAAUGUUUGGUAUUAAAAAAAAAGAUUUAACAGUGAGAAAAUGCACAAUGAAAAACGACUGGGUAUAAAAUAUUUGAUUAGAAGUUUCAGAUCUAAAGAAAAGUACAGAUCUUGUUUGCACCAGUAAAAUAGUUUUAAAGCUAUCGUAAUUUAAAUGUGAAGUAUCCCUAUACCAUCAAGCUCUGGGAAUAUAUGACGGAAUCUUAUAUAUGAUACCAAAUGAAAGGCGCGGCGCUAAAUAUCCAAGUCUGCUACCCUUUGCAUAUUAAAGGAUGUGUUGUCAGUUACUUAGGUCGUUAUACUUCACUAAGAAAUCGUUACUGGGAUGGGGGCAGAUUGGAGUAAUUCUGUUGCAUUCAAACGAAAACGAUAUAGCUUCAUCGGUAUAUUCUUUAGGCUGUAUUAGAAGAUCCAAACUUUCUAGUUGUAUCCGCGGUGCAAUCGUAAUAUCUGAAAAAACUGUGACGACGGACCACCGGUGAACUCGAGGAAGCUGUAAGAGGCUCAGAAGGAGCCGAAGACGUCCCAUCCAAUCACCUUUCGGAAGAAUGUGUCUAGAAUUCCAACGUGUAGCUUCCCAAUUGGAUAAUGCUAAUAACCCCCUGUAUGCGGAUUGGAAGACUGUAAUGAUGAUUUCGUUCUCACUAAAAACUAUAAAUACCUGACAAUUUUGUACUAUGAUUGACACUAUUUGGAAUAAUAUUCCUUUCAUUAGUCUUCUGUCUUCUUAUUGCGACUAGGAAGGGUUUUGGUGUUUUAGUGCUCUGUUAUACACGGUAGCAUCAAGAAAAAUCAACUUUUCAAGAUAUAACAUUGGCGACGGGGUAGAGAAAAUUUUGAACCCUGUAAUUGGACGAGAUUCAGCCUAUCUAUUUUGACCAAUCAGUAUCCAGAUUUGUCAUCGGUGUCCUUGGAAGUCAUUGGUUGUUAAUUGAUCACAGUAUUUCUCACUACCCUACUGAUUCAGAAAAUGGCUAUCCUUCCCGAUCAAUUGCAGCUACUACUAGAACGCCAGCAGCAGCGUUUCAGAGAGAGCCAGUCGAAUGUUUUGGACAAUUUACGUACGCGACUGCUAAAUCUCCCAUGUUUCGGAGAUGUGAAAGAAAUUGAUGAAUUGAUUUCUCACUUGCAUACUGAGCUCGAAAAUGACUGCAGGACGUAUGAAUAUGAAAACAAAAGCCUCUAUGAAUCCCUGAUGAUCAGUAAUGCAAACGAGGCAGUCGCUCAUGAUCCGUCCAGCGAUCCAGAAUUGUCCAAUUCACAAGCAUGCCCUGUUGUGGGUUCAAAUCCCACUGUGCCUGAAACAUGUGAGGUAUCCAGCUUACAAGAAGAACCCUUCGUGCCAGAAAAUAUUUCCCGUGCAUCAAAUAAUGGUCAGAAAUCUAAUACGAAUUUCAAAGAUGCUGUUUAUUUUAGCGACUUAUUACCCACUGAUGGAAUUUUGAAGAGGUCUGAUGAAUAUGUUUCACAAGAAUCAAACCUUAAUGACCUCAUGUCUGGUGUCGCUGAUUCUCAUCAUCUAGUCAGUCCUAGUGGACCCUCUACCCAAUGCGGGAAGUAUGCUUUAAAUAGAAUCAGACUAACUGUUACUUGGGUAUAUGAGGACCCAACGCUAUUUCGCGGGGGAGGACGGACGCAGAAAAUGUUAAAAUCCGGAUCUUUCAAAAAAAGAAGGGGAGGUGUUAGGAUAGUCGGAAAAAUAUACCAAUAAUUAUCGUGUUAAGUCUAUGGUGGCCUUGGACCUUAAAUGUACACUCCCUAUUGGUCGGUAUUUGUUCCACUUGUUAAAUAUUGUGUAAAUGUUGUUUUCUAUUUUAUGGUACGAUGUGGUUUGUGUGGUUAGUUUAUAAAUAAAGUAUGUCUGAAAUACAAUGAUUCAUAUCUCCGAGGCUGUGACUUGUGUUCUGGACUCAACUGGCUGGGACAGACAGCGAAGCGGGACCAAUCAGGGCACUAGGUUGUUCGUACGUGUUUACGUGUCCACUGUAACCGAUCGGUAAAACGCUGCUCAUCAUAACCUGCAGUCACACACAUUACAACAAAAACAUAAGUGACAUGGCUGUAUUCAUUAUUUUUUUCUAAAUCCGAAGGUUUAAUAUUACGUCAAACUUUUUGUUCGUUAUUAGGAUUUAUAAUUUUCGAACUAAAUUUUCUAUAUUUUACUGUUAAUGUCAUUGAUACGACUGUUGCUUUCAUUUCUUUUUUUUUCUUGGACUGCACUGUUGUGAAGUAUGACGACCUUAUGGAAGGUUGUAGGUGGUCUGUGAUUGAAUCGUCUUUUGUCUUAUUUGAAAAAGACUGCCGUCAUUGUGUUUGGGCUAGAAAAAAUAUGUUAUUCUUAAUAUAUUUGUCCAAGUUGUUAUUUAUAUAAACUUUUUCGAUCAGUUAUAUUCACAUUAACUGUAUUUACCCCAGUAGUUAUUUCUAAUGUACCCUAAUGUAGUCUUGUGAAUGAACCUAUUGAAACAAUCCUUUUAUCAAAAUUUUAUUUUUAUCAGUAAUUUUUAUUUAAAAACACUGUAUUCUCUAACAUCUACAUAAAAAUGUACAUAUUUAGAUUACCAUUUAGUAGAUUUGGUAAAUUAGGCACAGAUGACUGUUCGAGCGCAAAACAAUAGGUAACUUAAAUAUAGUUCAUGUCUAAUUACUACUUGAAUCUCUUAGCUCAAUUGUUAGAUCGAUUUGAUCUUUGAAGCUAGAUCUUUGUCAAAAAUUCUUCUGUAUUUUUUGUUGUCAUCUUGUAAAGAGAAAGCAACUUAAUUAUGAUAUGGUUUCGGACAUCUUUGGAUAGUGAACCAUUGAAAAGCAGGGAGCUAUUGAUAGCUAUUUCAUCCUAGUAAUAGGAUUUCUUACGAGGCGGUUCCACAACUUCACUAUGAAUCGAGGCCAGAACUUUCAGACCUUGCUGUUAGUGCCUUACCUUUAAUCUACCAUGUUGAAAUUCAAUGAUGCGAAUCCUUAUCUUCACUCACUCCGUGAUAAAUCAUUGUAAUUUGUUCGCUGAGAGACAGUGAGAGCCUAGGCUUUCAGUGAUUUGUCAGUUUCAAUCAAUCCGUUUGUUUAUUUUCUCAUUUUUAGUUAUUCUGAACUGAUACUAGGACUGUUGCAAUGGGCUGUACGAAUUUAUUGUAAUCAACCUACAUCAUUCUUUACAGAUCACUGUGGUACAACUUUACAGUCAGAUGUCGAUACAGAUUUAUCUAGGAUCUUAUCUCUUUUACAUGAUUUGACCCCAAAUAAUUCCCCCUCCCUUGCUUAUCCAACACUCACACCAUUGGGUUCAGCUAUUCUGUACGAACAGGUUGUAACAACGAAGCUCUUAGUAGUAUGGGAUCCAGAUGCUCUUCAUAAACCUUGUUUAUAUAAUUCAUUAUCAUCGUGUUCAAAAUUGGGUGAUGAGUUUACGCCAGAAAAAUUAGCAUUGGUUAUCAAAAGUGAAUCUAUGCAAAAGUGUAUUGAACAAUUAGAAGUACAAUAUUUUUCAUCAAAUGCACAAAAUUAUGCAACAGAUACUGUUAGAACUAAAUUAGAAAGACUUAUUAAUUAUACGGAAACAUUUUCACUACCAAAUCAUAUUGAUCUAACGGAAAUUGAUGUUAAUACAAAACCGUCGUCAUUUACACAAUCGAAUAUGAUUAAGGUAGACUAUUCAAAGCAAAAUUAUAGUCUAGACGUAUCUAUUGAUGAUGAUGAUAUUCCAGGAGAAGAAUCACUUUAUCACUCCACAUCGUUACAUAAUAUCUGUAGUACAAGUUAUCAUUCAAAAAUUUUAAAGUCUUUACCAACACCAGCAGCCAAUCAGUUUGUAGAUAAUUCAGACAAUUUUAAAUAUGCAGUCGAGAAUAACAACAAUUCGUUCGAUACUCAUCAUCAACUUUAUGAGGAUGACAUUACUUUGAAUUCAAAUGUAAAACGUAAAAAUAUAUGUACCUGGCGUAAACAAACAUACAAUCGACGUCAUCAUUGUCAUAAUGGUCGUUUAGAUUCAACUUCUCUUUAUGCUAGUGUAACAAAUUUAAUGAAUGAUGAUCAUUCUCAAAUGUUUUGUUUAGCUGACAGAAUAAUUGAAGCUAUGCCUAGGCGUAUUGUUAAUCUUCAUAAUCAAAAUUGUGAUGAUCUGCUAUCAACCCAUGUAGAUUAUGAUAAUAAUUAUAAUGGUGAAGAGUCCCAUUCUUCUUCUAUCCAGUUUUCUGAUUCAGCUUUAGGUGAAAGUAUUGCUUUGAGUCGAGCACCAGUUGACCAACUCAAAUCACAUUCUUCAUUGUUGCAUUAUGAACCAUUCACUUUAGCCACUAAUACUAAUUCUAUUACUAACCCUAUUCAGCUAACAAAUAAUGAUGAUACAAACAAAUAUUCAGUUAAAAUCUUUCCAAAUAUAACAACAAAAUCAUUUAGUAAUAAUCAUAAAAAUAAUAAAUCAAUUGGUUCAUUUAAUUCACUUCCAUCGAAACGACCUUAUCGUGAUAAAUAUUUGACAUUAUAUAACAGUUUUAGAUAUCGUGGUGUUGGCAUCGAUGAUUAUCCAGAGAAUAAAGUGAAUCAUCAGUUAAAAAGUGCUUUACUUAGUUUUCAUGAACCUUUGAGAAGAAGAUCAUAUUUUACUCCUCCUAUUCAAAAAAAUAAAAGUAAAUUGAAAACUUUCAAUGAUGAUGAUGAAAUCAGUGUUGAAUUGAAUUCUCAUGAAACUGGAGUUAUCACGUCAAAUUCAAUGUUCGAUACACCUUUUAGUUCUACUAGUUUUAUGAGUUCAGAUUUAAAUAAUGAAAAUGAUUUUGAUGUACUUCGAUAUGAUCGUCAAGGGAAAUCAUUAAGCGCUUUCAGUUUAAAUAGUCCACCACCGUCUACAGCACAAAUUGCUGAACAUUUUAAUGCAGUACCAGGAAAAUUUAUGGAAACUGACUUAAGUAGAUUAACUCUAUCGGAUAUGGAACAGAAACGUUUAUACGAAGCAGCCAAAAUUAUACAGAAAUAUUAUCGAGCUUAUAAAAAACACAAUCAGUCGGCGAUUAUUCAAAAUAAUAAGAAGAAAUUGUCCAAUACAUUUAUACCUAAUCAUAUUUUAUGCUCUUCAUCAAACCAUGAUUAUACUACUGAAACAGAUUUAAGUACUUUUGAUAAAUCCUUAUCCAAUAAUAAUGCUUAUUCAAAAAGUGUGUGUGAUGUUAACAACACGCAUCAGAUUGUACACCAACUUCAGCAGAAUAGCAAUACUUUCAUCUCUCUAACUGAUAAACAAGAAUGGAAUAAUGAUGUUUUACUGGGUUUCGAAAAUGAUACAUCUGUAGGCCUUGAAGUGGAAAUAGAAACAUCAUACGAUAAUACAAUAACCAAUGAUAAUGAUAAUUCAUAUCAAGUUCAGUCUAUUCAGUCUGGUCAAUUGUCUUUACCUGGAGAAACAAAUUCCAAUUGUUGUUUGAAAACAACAACUAACUUUUCCAAUUGUAUCUCAACUUCAAUACAAUCAUUGAAUUCACCACAACCAUCAAUGACUUCAUCAUCCAGUGGGCCAUGUAAUAAAGAAAUUGAGGCUGCAAUUAUUAUUCAAAGUUAUUAUAGACGUUAUAAACAGUAUGCAUAUUAUAAACGAUUAUGUCAAGCUGCACUUUUAAUUCAAAAUCGAUAUCGUUGGUAUGUAGAUCGAAAGAAGAAUAGUAAUAGCGCGGGAGUUUCAGCUGGUCAUAAACUUAGAAAACCUAGAUCAAGUCAAUGUAAUAAUCCACGAUACAGGUCAGUAUGUACACGAAAACCAAAGGUGAAUAAUAACACAGGUGGUGAAGUAAAUAUUGGUGUUCGUCUCCGAAAACCUAUUGUCUCAAUUUCCGGAUGCAUAAGACAUCGAUCCGCUACCCGGUUAUCUUCAUUCAACAACACUCCUUAUAUCCCUUUAAUCAAUUCACAUCAUGUAAAUUCACCUUCAAGAUUUAUUUGUUUUGAAGAGCAUUUAAUUGAAUCCUAUGAUAAUCAUUCACAACGUUUUUCAAAUAAUUCAUCUAUUGUUUAAAUGAUAGUAAUGUUUAUACUUAGUUCAAUGUUUAUGUUAUCGCUAUUUGUGUGUUGUAUUGACAUUGUUCAUUUCAUUCGAUGAGGGCCUUUGUGCUUUAAACUUAUUUAAUUUUCAUUCAUUUUGAUAUACAUGUUAUGCAAUUGUUACAAAGAUGAUUUUUAUUCAUUUAUUUACUUUUCCUCUAUUUUCCGACAAUUUGCUCACAGGUGAUAAAAUUAAUUUUCAUUUCUCUCGAGACAAUAAUAAUAACAAUGAUAGAAAUAUAAUAUUAUUUCAAUUAGUUAUGACAGCUAUAUUUUUGUUCAUGUUUGUUUGCCUUUUGCCAGCCGUUUUUUUUUUUCAUUUUUAGUUUCUCUUCAUCCUGAAUUUACUUAAUCGUAUUUCGACUCUGUCGUUUCUGCAUAACUUCUUUCCAUCAAAUCGUGAUCUCAAAGACAACUUUACUCAUGAUUUAUCUUGUCAGUUUUAUUCUUCUUUCACUCAUGUGUCUAACAUUUUCAUCUUGAUGGACACAAGAAAUCGAUACAUGUACUUACGCCUGUUACCCUUUGUGGGGGAUCAUAGGUCACCCACCAGCAUUCUCCAUAGAACUCUGUCCUGGACACACGUACACACAGUAACAAUAGCACCAUUAUUGACACUUGGCUUUGUGGUUUUGCUUUCAGGUUAUUUUGUUUAUAUUUAUGUUCUUAGUAUUUCUUUAACUAUUAUUGUAACCUAGUCUUUCCUCUGAAAAAGACUCAUUUUCCUUAUUCAUUUAUAGAUAAUUGAUUACACCCACGCACAAGUGAUGAAAACCACUGUUUUUAGAAAUAAUUAUCUACUCACAGCCGUCGACUUCCUAUUUAUCUUUGUUAUUAUUAAAAUUAUUGCUUUUUGCUAAUUUACUUGAACAGAUGAAGCAACCUAGAAAAAAAAGAUCAUAAUAUUUAUUUAUUAUUGAAUGCGUCAAUGUUUACCUUUUAGUUUUCUUUUAAUUGACAGACUGGUUUGUAUGAUUUAAAACUGUAUCUAUAUGACACCAUCAGUUGUUGAUCAGUCAAUCAGUCAUAUACAACGCAGGACCAGGAACAUAUAUACAUCGGUCCAAGUUGCCAUACCUCAUUAGCACAACAAGAUGAACACCCAAUUCAUAGAAGCAGUUAUUUCAAUAGUAAUAAUAUAUAAUAAAAGGAUUGCAUAUAAGGAUAUGAUUUAGGGAGAAAUAUUUAGUGGUUCAACUAUCUCAGUCGAUGAAUAUCCACAACAUCAUCAAAUGUUUUAUAAUCAAUCACUGGCAUCUUUCGUUUAGCUUCACCAUUACUUACCCGGCAGAUGCUGGCAAUAUUUCUAAGAUAUAUGUGAUCAAGUGCUAGAAAAUUACGAAUAUCCUCUACCCUUAAUUGCCACGUUUUGCAGCCGUAAUGUAGAACAGAAUAAACUGCGUACGUUUAUUGAUAUAAGGAUAUUUCUACUUCGACAUCGGUAACGUAAGUUAGCAAAAGCCAAACGAGCUUUUUGAAUCCGUGCAGAGAUUUAGUCAGACACCAACCAAUUAAGGUUGAUCAGACCUUCAAGAUAAGUGAAGUUGUCGACGCGUUCGUCUACUUCACUCUCUAUUCUUAGUUCAGGUGUUGAUGCAGGCCAGUAUUGAUGCAACAAAUUGCGUUUAGAGGGGAAAGAAAUGAAUUCCAAACAUCCUGGCAUUGUUGCUCAAUGCUACCGAAGACUGUAUUUUAUCAGCGUCUUCACCAAACAGGUCUUUGUCAUCUGCGAAUAUUCUGACGGCGGGAACGCUAUUUCCAGCAGUAGGUCUGUGAUGAAACUAAACAAAAAUGGAGGUAAAGAACAGCCUUGUCGGACACCACUUGAGGUUGCGAAAUCAGAUGACAGUUCGCCAUAAGCUCUGGCUCGACUGGUAGUGUUCAAGUAAAGAUCCCUCACAAGAUUUAUGUAUUUUUGAGACACUGCCACAGACCUUUUCGGUCUACACAGUCAAAUGCCACUUCUAAUCGAGAGAACUAUCCUUGUCGGACAUCGAUAAGCAUUCCUGUGUUCUAAGAUCUGACGAAUGCUGAACAUGUGGUCGAUGCCGCCACGACCAGAUCUGAAGCCAGCCUGUUUUUUGGUGUUUGCAGUUCACGAGUCUUAGGCGCCCGAUAAUCAUUGAGGCUGGUAUUUUAGAUGGUAUAUUAGUCAAACUAAUCCCUCUAUGGUUGUCAAAGGAUGAUUUUGACCCUUAUAUAUUGAGACUAGUAAGGUGGUAUUACGUCCAACUCCCAGAUUUUAGCUAAAAUAUCAGUUAACCCAACCAUUAAAACGACUACCAUACAUAAAAACCUCUGGGGUUAAUCCAUGUUACAUUCCGGCUGUUUGAAAAUAGUGGGUAGAUGCAGAGUAACUGAACUGCUCCUUAGUGUUUCGCCCAUCGUUUUAAAAGUCGGGAAUGAAAGCAGAUAAGGGUCACCUUUUUCCGAGAUUGUUUCACUAACAAUUAACUUUUUAUUCGAGUUUCUUUUAUUAGUCUGAAGAGCUGUCUUGCGUUACCUACAGUCACUGCCUUUCGUCGCGUACCACUGUUCACGGUCGUUCCUUAGACUUUUGGUUAACAAAAAUUUCCUCUCUUUCCGCUCUUCAUUGUGUUCAGAGCCCGAUGGGAUGAGUUUACAAGAAUGCAUCAGUACAAUAGACUUAGUAGAGUAGUUUUUCGUGACCCUUUGGUUCAAGUCACUAAUAGAUGUCGCUGCUGUUCGUAUAUCUUUCGAAACAACAUCUUGUUUCCAGAACUGCCUAAGUGUGACUUUACUUAUUCCUGAGUUCAACUCGAAUAGGUCUUCUUACUGUGGCUUUUCUGUGUCCAGUGAGGCACAAGCAAAUGUGUGCCCGUAUUAGAGCAUGACCAGGGUCUAAAAUGUAUUGUAGAACGAGAGGCAGUCUUCCACCAAGUCUCUACGUCAUUGGCAUGGUGCAAGAUGUCGCCAUCUUAGAUGAUGUCUUUCCUUAUGCUUAAACUUAGCGGGUCAGGAAUGAACUGUUGUCUGAGCACAGUUGCAGCAGAUAUCACCAUUAUCUGUUCGCUGAGCCGGAAUAAGAAAAUACCCACUGAAAUGUCUUUCUGUUUGGUUUAAGCUACUUAAUUAGGCAUUAAAAUCACCGAGUACUAUGUCUAAGUGCUUAGCCUUUAGAAGAAUCUCAAAAAGCUUUCUGUAAAACUCACCUUUCACUUCAUCAGGGCAGCAGUCAGUGGGAGCGUAGGCAGAAGUGAAAUAAAGGCAACGACGUGCUUCCGAGUUCUUAAGAAACCGUACAGCACAUACGUGACUGUCAACAGGGAUCUAUUCCAACAGUGCUUGUUCUGCCCUCAUACUUAGUGCUAUGCCUACACCCGCCACACCACUAAAAUUUUCAGUCAAGUCGCCAAACUCGUCGGCUCUCCGUUUUGGCUAAGUGAGAUCAAGUGAAUAAUCACACUAAUAUCCUGUGUGCGUGUUUUAGAGACAUAGGAUACAUAAACGUUGUUAGACUCCAGAGAGGGCAGUAUCGUCGUUAUGCUGAUUGUCUGAGGGAAACACCUUAAUGCCGAUACACCUCUCUACAGUCAGUAGUACGACUUCGUCCUCGGACGUUGAGUUUGUGGCUUUUAGUUUUGCCGUUCUUUAACCGAUCUACCUGGCAUGGUAGAAUCUUGAGGAACGAUUGUUCUAGAAAAUAUAGCACAAUUAAUUCAUCACAACAGGCAAGCCCGACCAUCACAUGAACGUAGCAGCAGCAGUAGAAAAAAUGAUAUGAUAUCAUGCGUAGUCGUUCUAUUUUACAGACAAUAGUAUCGAACUAUAUGUAGUAAUGUCCAAGUUCAAGCUGCUACAUUGUAUGCAGUGGCCAUAUGAGAAAGAAAUCAACAAAGCCAUGAAAAGACAAGUAGAACAGAGCGAAUAGAUGUGAAUUUAUUCUUUACUAUUAUUUUCAACCCUGAGGUGGUCCUUUCUGGAUACUCGUCACAAAUAGUUUCAUAGCCAACUAAUCAUCUAAAAAAUCCUUAUUAACAAAUUCUCUUAGGAGUUAACCAGGUGAAAUUAUAUAUUAACAUCAUGGAGAAGUCAUACGUGGAAAUUAUAAUCUAUUUCCGUAUUCAUUUCUUUUUGUGGUUACAAAUUUCAGGACAACCAUCGUUUUGUUCAACAUUGCAAAUACACUUUGCCGACGAGUAUCAACAAGAACAAAUCCUAGAUACAUUGCUUCCUACUACUAAUUACCUUCCACUGAUUGACAUGAAAUCUAUAACCUGAUGAAAAUUAAAACAAUAUUUUGUAGAUAAGAAUAAAUAAAUAUCCAUAUUUGUUCAACACAACACUUCAUCGUUAUGAUUUGUCAAUACACAGCAAAUAAGAUGAUGAAUAUCAUUAAAAUAAAAUAUUUUUUCAUAUUAUAUAAUGCAUUAUGACAGAAAUAAGAACCUAUAAUGUUUUCACGUAAGUUUCUAACAUUCAGUGAAAGAAGACAAAUUCGACACUGAAUAAAUAUCAUCAGUACAUUUAAAUGUAAAAAAAAAAAAAUAAACGAAAAGCCAAAACGCAAACUUCUCUUAACAACAGCAACAACAACACCGACAAUAAAAACAAUAACAAUCUAAAUAAUUAUCACAAUAAGAGAAAAUUUAUUAUACAUACAGCCAGUCAAAUGUUUACACAAAGAAUUUUGAAAUACAUAAAGUUCACAUGAUGAUGUGAUGUAGUUUUUUCUGCUUUUAGCGAAAGACAAUGAAAACACAUAGUAUACACAAAUUUUAUGUGUAUUAUACUAUAGGGAAGACCACAUAUAAUUGUGGGCAUCAUCCAACGUGAAAUAAUCCAUUAAAUUAGAAAUAUUUCAGAAAGAUAUAUUUCUUUUCCGUCACGUUAUUGACCAAAUAAUAAUAAUAAUAAUACUCAUAAAUUAAAAUUAUACUGAGAUAAUAAAUGAGGUGAUCCAGUCAACAUUAACAACAAUAAACCUAAUUCAAUCAAUAUAGAUUCGUUGUUUCCACUUCUUACAUUCAAUAAUGAUUGUAGACAAAUUCAUUGAAGAUAGAGAACAAAAGUUAGAAGAAAGAAAGAAAGCAAAAAUAUUUUUAAAAAAGGUGGAAGAGAAGGCAAUAUAAUUUAACCGGAUAAAAUGCAUAUCAAUUAAUAUCAAUCAUAAGAAUCACUAUUAUAAGUGAUAAUUAUAUCAAAGAACUUAACAACUAUUUCUAUGACAGAAGAAGCAACAAAGCUAGAAGAACAUAAAUUAAACAAAUAAGACAAAAACAAAAUGAAAUGAUCAUCAUUUGAGAUCAUAUAGAUACAUACAAAUGAUAGAUAUUGACUUAUAAUUAAGUUUAUAACGAAGUUGAAUAAUUAUAUUAUAUUAUAAACGUGAUGAUAAUUAUCAUUAUUGAUUUAUGUAUAAUUACUGAAAUCUGUUUUCAAUUUAAUCGAUGAUAAAUUCGAUUGAGGAUUAUGUUUCAGAAUUGUUUGAUUGUUAUGAAUGAAUG